UUAUUGUACUCCAUUGCAGAGCUCACCAGAGGGCGGGCGGGGAGCAUUCCCGACUGCAGAAACAACACAACAGCAGAAACAACACAACAGCAACACACAUUCAACGAACGUGUGCUCUCUUCCCCUCACCUUUGGAAAGGACGCAUAGGAGUUUCAAGAGUGUGUCGAGCAGCCAUUUGCAGGUCUCGGGGCAGAUCUGGCCACUCCAGCAGACCGGAAUGGUGAUGAUGAAAGCGAUGAUCGCAAUCACCGCGACGUAGAACAUGAAACACCAGAAGGCCUUCUUCGAAUCCGUUCUGCACUGCUCACUGCAGCAGUAUUGGCACGCACCGGUGCUGCGGCGUUUGCAGGUGCUGCAGCACCGGCGACAACCUGAAACAAACAAGAGGCGAUCUUCUGCCUCAAUCAUUCUGGUUCCCCCCUUAUUUCCAUGCUCACUGGAGGCGAUUCUGACAUUGAUGGGACGUGUGCGAUCCGUGCCUUCGUCGCCACGAAACACCUCCGCCGGCUGAGCCUCAGGAGCAAAAGUCCGAUUGCCCGACGCGCCGAGCUCAAAUUCAGUGUGCAGCCGUCGCUGCAAGGCCCUCAUGGUCGCUGGGUCGCUGACGGACAGAAGGUUCGGGCGGCCCCGCCUGCGAUAGAAAAGUCAC
Molecule: messenger RNA, 650 nt
Organism: Vitrella brassicaformis
Lineage: Eukaryota; Vitrellaceae
Source: the annotation of a GenBank genome assembly